GCAAAUUGCAGUAUCUAUACCCUUACAUUUAGAAAUAUUCGGUGCAAAAUUGACCCAUUCUAGUAAACACCCAAUAUGACACUAUCAACUACACUAUCUCAACAAAGUAAGACAAUGUUAUUCAAAACAACAUCAUUGCUGACGAAUACCAUUCAACAACUCUAGAGGUCAAUUGGUUGGAUAUUGACUGAGAUCUGGUAACCAGCAGAUGGUGGCUUUUUGAUCACAAAAUCAUCUUUCAGUCAUGCUCCUAGGAACAUUCAGGUGGAAUUCCUUAUUUGUUUCCAAAGUGAUCCAGAGGUUUUCCCCAUUUUUGCGGCUUUCCUCAUUUUGGCUGGGGAGUAGCAAGGGUUUUGCCAUCAUUGGAUAAAUCGAUGGAGGACCCGAAUGCAUCAAAUGGUCGUCCCCAAUGAGAUCAAUAUAUGAAGGUAUCACAAGACACAUGGGGCAGGGUCCCUAGACUAAUCCAAAAAAUCAUGUGGGAUGCACACUUCACAGUCCUCAAACAAUUUGAUCCCGUAUGAUCGAAUUGAAUCGGAACGGGGGUUUAGAGGAGGGAAGACGAUAACCGAAUUCCUAAUCCAGUUCGGGGUAUCUUUUCUGCUUCCUCACUCCAUUCGAGAUCGCCAACAAAGAAAAGCUUGGAAGAUAGAAGUACCUUGGAGGGCUCUGUUGUAUGCAUAGAGUUGAUCAUCAGUAGCUAACUACAUCGUAGAGUGUUACGGUAGACAAUGUUUGGCAAGACAGGGAAGCAGUAUGCUGGGUUUAUCAGCAAUCAAGUGGAGAAUUUGCUAGGAGAUCACUUGUCCAAGAAAGGAAACAAGACUUCUAUAGAAACUCCCACUGAAAAAUUGGGCCAAGUAACUGGGAAACGCAAGGCACUGUUUAUCGGCAUCAACUAUUACGGUCAAAAGGGCGAAUUGCGUGGUUGCAUCAACGAUGUCAAGAACAUUCGGGCCUUUCUCGAAGCCAAUUACCCCAUUGACGAAAUGAUGGUGCUCACUGACGAUCAGACGAAUGAUCCUUCCAAGAUGCCCACUCGGGCCAACAUUCUCAAGGGAUUCCGAUGGCUCCGACAAGGAGCGUCACCGGGAGAUGCACUCGUCUUGCAUUACUCGGGACACGGAGGAUCCCAAAAAGAUACCGAUGGGGAUGAAGAAGAUGGAAUGGAUGAAACACUCUGUCCUGUCGAUUAUUCCAAAAAUGGUGUCAUUGUUGACGAUGAAGUACAUGCCGUGCUCGUAAAGGGACUUCCAGAGGGCGUCCGAUUGACCGCCAUUAUGGAUUGCUGCCAUUCCGAAAGCAUGCUCGAUCUGCCCUAUUGCUACAACGUCAAUGGUGAUUUAGAAAUUGUAGAAAUGAACAAGGCCAAGGGGAUCUCCAAAUUAGUUGCCACUGGGGUCAGAUACGUCCUCGAUGGAAACAAAAAGGCGGCCAUGACUAGUUUGACGCAAGGUUUCAAGUCGCUCAUGGAAGGAGAUAAAACGGGAAAUGCCGCCGCACGACAAAAAACCAUUGACACACGAUCCACUGUGGCCGAUGUCAUUUCCUUUUCGGGAUGCAAAGAUAGUCAAACCAGUGCCGAUGCUAGCAUUGAUGGACAAGCCACUGGCGCCAUGACAUAUGCACUCAUUCGAUCACUCAAAGAACGCAAACAAGUCGAAUACACCGAUUUGCUCAUUAGCAUGCGACAAAUCUUGGAUGGAAAAUACACGCAAGUUCCCAUGAUGUCGGCGGGACGAAAGCUCGAUAUGACAACCAUGUUCAGUUUCUAAUGUCUAUUUAAAAGGAUGCAAGCAAGCGAGCGAGCAACAACGCAAUAAUUCACGAGCAUGGUGGGAAACAUAAGAAUGUGCAUCCAUGGAUCGGAGGGAUCCAAACAUGAGAGAGAGAACAAAUUGCGCUAUACUUAGGUUGUGAUUCCUUUCUUGCGGGCUAGUAAAGUGAGCUCCUGUGAAAGCAUUUUGAAGGCUCACUGUUUUAUCAAUAAGUAUUGUAUUGACAGCCAACUGACCAACAACAGUAGAAGUCCGUGUGAGCAAUGAAUACGGUAUCUCCACAGUCUCAACUAACUCUACGGCACAGAUACUCAACGUUCAAGCAUGCAUUUGAGUUCGAUCGUGUGCUUGGGUUUGACCCGGAGUUUCUCGUGGAUAACCAAGAACACCAGCAUGAUACGAUGCACUAUUGUACGUUCGUUAUUACUGUUUUGCCGCCUCUAUCGUUGGAUGACAGUUGGCCACCACAGAGAAUAACAUAGCCUCAGCUGGAUGAGAGCGAUUCGUUUGCACGAAUCCAAUGGUACUGAUACCAUGCAGGGUGCAUUGAAGCACCUUCACAUCCGUUGAAGUUGAAGCUCUCGCUGACCGCCGUCACGAACAUUGCUUUGACGAAGCCAUAAAGAUCAGAAUCUGCCAAAGAAACCAGAAUAAACUUCAAAUCGAACGCUCAGAUUUCUUGGUCAAAAUGAGUGCUGUGCUGGUGAUCUGUACCGGUACCGGUAUGGGUGCGGAAACGUACGGUACAUACCGUCACUGGUAUUGGUACGUGCGUAGUGGGGGCUCCAGGCAGUUGCUUUUCGAAAGUAAGUCCCAGCAGCUGAGUUCAUUUCUUGAUGCAAUGGAGGCGGAACCUGCAUAAAAUACCGCUGCCAGAAAUACCCAUUCUUUUCCGGACCGGGACUGAUGGACAUGUUCUAUGCAACAGCCAGCAUUUUCGAACUGCUGGAGUAUCGUAGCCACUGGACGUAUGAACGAAAGGGCAAGGCUACAAAACUUCAACAGCAAACGCCGAGACGACCCGACUGUGAGGACCCCUGUAUCUCGAGGAUCCCGCUCGAAGCGAAAGAUGUAUACGUCGCAACCAAGACAAAUACCAUUGAAAGAAUCGUGCCGGUCCGCUCCAGAUACAUCCACCAUGCAUGCAUCUGCGGUGAGACUGUGGCGACCACUACCGGUACGGCUGUGUACCAGUGCUUCUUUUGUAGAACAGCCAAUGCCGGCUCUUCAGUUGCUGUGCAAAAGAACGGCAGAGUUGUUUUUGUUGUUGAAGCGUCCAAAGCGAGAAAGCGACCGAGAGCAAAGUUCCAGUGGGGUCUUCCGAAGGGCAGACUUGGUCAAAACAAGGGCUUUCACGAUCAUUAAUGAGUAUGGCAGGCAACUAUCGGCUUGUCAAAGGCGAACUAGCCACAACCGGUACCAGUAGCUGUUGGAGGCCGAUGCCAUGUACUAGAUCUAGUACAUGUAUGCCAACCAAAAACAAAUGAAGGGCAGUCCUUCAUUUUCAGUGCUCGAGAAGCUGUUUUCUGUUUGAAACUCCAACAGAGAUUUCUUCAAGUUGGAGCUUCCCAGAACACGUUUCGACUGUCUUUAGCUUGAAGCAUAGAGUUUAAUUAGGUGCCAAAUACUCCCUUUCCAGAGAAGUUGCACAGUUGCGGCGGGGUCGCAACUGAAAGCAUUUUCACGGAAUUUUCCUUCCUGUCACUUUGCCACGUGAGAAGGCCUCUGUCUUUUCAAGGUAACUUUGACUACGUACAGAGAAGAGAAGAGCAGCAGCAGGCAGCAAGGACGGAUAGACAGAUCUCUCCUGGGCCUUGCCAAUGAUACAUGUAGUGUUUUCUGUAUCUACGUCUCUUCGUACAGUCGUAUGGCAAAAUAAAUCAAUAGAUUGGCUCCAGAACACCAUGAAGCAGCCCCAAAUCGUCACCGUGGAAGCAGAAAACAAUCUAGACAGCUUCUCGUGGCUGUCUGCAUGCAGACAAGUAACAAGGUCGCGCUAUGUAUGCAUGUAGUCAAUAGAGAGAGGAAAUGGAAUACUAGCUAGUACGCACUUCCCAUGAUGACUCAUUGGUGGGAGUUUGAAGAUGACUGAAGGAUUAAUCCGUUGUCCUGUCUACUCCCAUUUC
Molecule: messenger RNA, 3904 nt
Organism: Seminavis robusta
Lineage: Eukaryota; Bacillariophyta; Bacillariophyceae; Naviculales; Naviculaceae
Source: the annotation of a GenBank genome assembly